Scylla paramamosain (green mud crab) is the source of this 588-nucleotide messenger RNA. Its product is annotated as keratin, type I cytoskeletal 9-like. The record is from RefSeq and is a predicted model, not a curated record. NCBI's taxonomy places the organism in Eukaryota, Metazoa, Arthropoda, Malacostraca, Decapoda, Portunidae. The coding region runs from base 1 to 588 and encodes 195 amino acids. The transcript is spliced from 2 exons.
AUGAUGAGCCUUAAGGCCGAAAAGACCAAUAAAGGAAACCCAGCUGGACCGAUGGCGAAACUCCGUAGUCGUCCAAGGGUUCUGUUGGCCUGUGCUGCCUUGGUGCUGCUGCUGGGCGUGUGCUGCGGGGCGCCCGACCUGUCCUAUUCCUCCUCCAGCAGCGGUAACGGAAGGAACGGCCACGGUGGAAACGGAGGCGGACAUGGUGGCAACGGAGGAAACGGAGGCAGAUAUGGAGGCAAUGGAGGAAGCAACGGGUUUGGCAGCAACGGCCGCAACGGAGGCAACGGCCGCUACGGCGGUACCAACGGCGGUUUCAACGGUGGUUCCAACGGCGGCUUCAACGGUGGCUCCAAUGGAGGUUAUGGUUCCAAUGGGGGUUCCAACGGCGGACAUGGAGGUUCUAACGGAGGGUUCAAUGGUGGAUCCAACGGAAGAUACGGUAAUUCCAACGGCGGCUUCAACGGUGGCUCCAAUGGUAGCUAUGGUUCCAACGGCGGAAAUGGAGGUUCCAACGGAGGUUUCAACGGCGGUCACGGCGGUUCCAACGGCGGUUCCAACGGCCGUCCCAUCACCUACGGCAAGUGA